GUAGUCUUUGUCAACCUAUUUACCGCGUUCACUCGUACCAAACACCACCUGCCUGCCUCUCACUCACCUCCGUAUGUCCGCAUAUAGUCAUGCUGAUCGCUAUAUGCAUGUGAUAAUUUCAUUUUUUCUUUUCGCCAAAAUGUGGGCAGCUUACUGUUAAGUCUUCUCGAGUGCCUAGCUGACCUUUACCCAUGUUCAACCUAAAAUGGAUCAACGCAGUCGAAUGCCCAUACGAGCAAAGAUGAGAUUUUUUUGAUACCAAUAAGCUGCAUAACGUAGGUGUCUCACAAUUUAGAUUUACUCUGUAUCACCCACAUUAACGCAAACAGUUAUCGAUCAUUUCCGUGGCGAACUCGAAACGAGGUGCUAAAGGUACAGGCUGGGACGCUACAGCAUGGAGAGAGCAUCAUUCUUCGGAGGAAAGUAUCUCCUUGGGAAAGUAUGUCGGUGACGCACGGGAUUUAUGUGAGCUGUGUUGCAAGUGUAACAUAGAAAAUAGAACGUGUCAGAUUUGCAAAAUGGGUUGGCUCUCGUUAUCUUAUGAAGAAGGAUUGGAAAAGUCAUUUAUGUCAAUACUUUUCUAUUAGGCUAAUGCUGUUGAUGUAAGACUUUAUCCGACUACUAGUGACUAUACUUCCCCGGGGCUAAUCUUUACCCCUUGUAUUCUAUGCGAGACUCAGCAUUUGGGACUUUCCAACUUCCACGCCCUAGCUGCUGUUGAGACUCCAGUCGCAGCACUACCUUUCCCGAAUUUCUAGGCUACAUUACAAUACUGCCACUGCACAUACCAUGAAACUUUCGACAUUCCAACGCAGUCUUAAAUAUUCAGCCUUGGAGCCAGAAGAACGAGCAAAAGAUGAACGGGCACAAAGCCGAAACCCCGAAAUCAAAAACAAGUGGAAAAUUCCCAUGAUAUCUCUGACCGUUUUAUUAGCUGUUUUGGUCGGCUUCUUCCUCGGAAGAAUAUCAAUGAGGGUGCAAAAUGCCAGAGAUUUGUUAGGUACUUCGGCUAUCGCUCGAGAAGGUCGACCAUUACCAUGCUAACAUGUGAGCUGUAGAGCCAGCUGGCGAUCACGUCGAGACUUGGGUGUAUAAUAGAACAUUCUCAGACCCACCAAGCCAUCAAACUGAGUCGGCAUGGCGUUCGAUUUUUCCAAGUAUGUUUAAUAUGUUUAAUAUGAUACAUAUUCAAUGUCUCUAGUUUGGCUCUAACACGGGAUCACAGAAGGUCGUGGUUUUAUCCACCACCGAUCUUUAGCACCGAAUAUCUCUGGUAUAGCUGUGUUUCAUGAACUGCACUGUCUGGUAAGACGACACCAGCCAACAUUCCUCUUCCUGAUUCUCAUUCUCUCUUUGCCCACCACUCUCACAUACACAAAUUUUGUCUUACCCAAGCUUACAUUUAGCUCUUAGAACGGUAUCCGCCUUGCUUAUUAUGCUGCCUCGACAGAGAAACAGGAGAAAAGCGAAGUUGGCAGUAGUUCUAUAUCCGGAAACGCUCAUUCGGGCCACGAUGACCCUGCACACAUCCGUCACUGCUUCGACUAUCUGCGGCAUGCUCUGAUGUGCGCUGCUGAUACCAACCUCGAGCCUGUGGAUUGGAAGUAUGGUGGCGUCACUGGAUGGGGAUUUGAUAGAACCUGCCGAAGUUAUGAUGCUGUAGUGGCCUAUGCAGAGCAAUGGAGGACACAUUCCGAAGCAGAUAUCUCUUGAACACAUUUGAUAUCACUCCUCAUCCUUACGAGAGAUGAGACAAGUACCCAAAUCUGUUAUCAGUUUCCUACGUGUUGACUGAGAGAUCAAGUACAAGAACGAAUUAUCGUCAUAAUAAUAUAUGAGAAUUUACAUUUCUUUAACGGAGUGUCUAAU
Messenger RNA from Sclerotinia trifoliorum, 1869 nucleotides. Lineage: Eukaryota; Fungi; Ascomycota; Leotiomycetes; Helotiales; Sclerotiniaceae. The record is from the annotation of a GenBank genome assembly.